Aureobasidium musti is the source of this 879-nucleotide messenger RNA. Lineage: Eukaryota; Fungi; Ascomycota; Dothideomycetes; Dothideales; Saccotheciaceae. The record is from the annotation of a GenBank genome assembly.
AUGAACAAUCUACGGAAUAGCUCCAAUAGGAGUAUGCGACUCGCUCGCCAGAUACGAAAAGCAUCGACCUCGAGUCAAACCCCCAACUCAACACCAUCCAUCUUCCGCAAAUACCGCGGCAUUAUACUGUGGACUUCAGUUGGCCUGGCAGUAGGCGGCACAACCGGCACAUUGGUCUCGCACACAAUCGCUCCUCCACCGCAUCCGCUACCAGGCACACAUGAGGAUGGCGUUCUCAUGCAAGACCUUAACAACCGCAUCGACUCCGAGUUCAAGGUCAAGGUGCUGCGAGGAAAGUGCACUGCUGUAGCAGCGAGUCUGCGCGGUGACGAAGGCGUCUGGCGCGAAUUGGAUCCCAAAACAUUGGAUGGCUCGCUUGUAAAAGACUCGUUGGCCGGUGCCCGUUCGCUGGGCGUUCAGCGCGUAUUCUGGAAUGAGAAAGAGCAUGAAUUGGUUGCUGUGGUGUGGUUCGGAGGUGCCAUGUCUGGAUGGCCUGGCGUUACACAUGGAGGUGGCAUUGCGACUGUUCUCGCGGACAAGAUGGCGUUGGCUGCUCGUCUUGCNAAAGGCAUUGCCCCUGCUCAGGACUCUUCCCAUGGUCCCUCGGAGCCGACGCGGCUGGAUUUGACCUACAAGAAGCCUACAUAUGCUAAUGCCUUUUACGUCGUGCGUGCCGUGCCCAGAUACGGCGCUUUCGAGACUUCGUCGCCCAACGAUAUGGAGGUUGAUGCUCAGCUCGAGACCUUGGAUGGCACAAUCUGCGUGCAGGUCAAGGGUGCUGUUCCUGUUUCUGAAGGGGAAAGUGCUAUCAAGUCUUCCAUCAAGAGUUUCACCCCGGCGAAGUCGUGGCUUGGCUGGGUAUCUCGCUCAGAUACAUGA